Molecule: messenger RNA, 591 nt
Organism: Cavia porcellus (domestic guinea pig)
Lineage: Eukaryota; Metazoa; Chordata; Mammalia; Rodentia; Caviidae
Product: putative methyl-CpG-binding domain protein 3-like 3
Exons: 2
Coding region: 1-591 (196 amino acids)
Source: RefSeq, a predicted model, not a curated record
AUGGGACAUUUUGUAGCAAGCCUCAGCCUGUCUGCUUCUCAGGAGAGGAUCCAGCAAUGUGGCAACAGUGACCAUGGAGGAUCCAGCAACACAUCAGGUGCCAAGCCAGCCUUCCGCGGAAAAUCUCAGAAGCAUGCUACCCCGAAUUUCCAGAGGGAACCUUAUGUCUGGGCCUCCAAGGCCAAGCACAGGGCUGCUGUACCCUUUGCGCCCCCAGAGAAACUGACCAGCUGUGUCUUUCCGAGGCCAAUGACUCUCAUCACUACCCACCCUGGUAAUGAGGUCAGGGAUGGUCCAUGCAAGGUCAAGCUGGAGAAGUCCCAGCAGCUCUGUGCAAGCUGGAGGAGGAUCCCUGGGCCAGUUUGGUGUCAAGAGCUUGCAGCCUACUCCUGGCAUAUAGCUGUUGUGGAAAGAGAUGAUCUCAGAAGCUUUUUGUCCUUUACCUCCCUCUUGAGCCAGUGGGUCACUGCUGCAGACAUCCAGAGACAGACUCGGAAACUGAAGAAAGCCAGGGAGAGACUGGCCAAGGCCUUGAAGGCAGACAGGUUGGCGGGGAGGCAGAGAGGUGGGCAUCUAGGAGAAAAGAGCUGA